Cynara cardunculus var. scolymus (artichoke) is the source of this 1688-nucleotide messenger RNA. RefSeq names its product pentatricopeptide repeat-containing protein At5g08510. Lineage: Eukaryota; Viridiplantae; Streptophyta; Magnoliopsida; Asterales; Asteraceae. The transcript has 2 exons. Gene Ontology annotation, molecular function: protein binding; RNA binding. The record is from RefSeq and is a predicted model, not a curated record. The coding region runs from base 27 to 1574 and encodes 515 amino acids. Gene Ontology annotation, biological process: RNA modification.
GGUUGUUCUUCGCAGAAUCAGAUGGCAUGAAACUUCAAAGUGAUUUUUUUAUUAUGAACCAUUUGAAACAAAUCCAUGCCCACACCCUCCGUAAUGGCAUAGAUUUCACCAAGUUUCUAAUCACCAAGCUUCUACAAAUCCCCAACAUCUCUUACGCUCACAAACUCUUCCACCUUAUUCCUCAACCAACUGUCUUCCUCUACAACAAACUCAUUCAAGCUUUCUCUUCACAUGGCCCUUCCCAUACAUGUUUUCUGCUUUACACCCAAAUGUGCCUUAAUCGUUGCUCCCCUAAUCAGCACACCUUCACCUCCCUCUUCGCUGCUUCCGCCACUCUUCACUCCCUACCCCAAGGUCUUAUGCUUCAUGCCCAUCUCAUUAAAUUGGGUUACGAGUUUGAUCUUUAUGCGUCCACAGCUUUAGUCGACAUGUAUGCCAAACUGGGCUUCUUACCUUCUGCACGCCAAGUGUUUGACAAAAUGGAAAUGAGAGACGUGCCCACUUGGAAUUCUUUGGUAGCAGGGUACGCAAGAAACGGGGAUAUGGAGGGUGCAUCCAAACUGUUUGAUGAAAUGCCUGUAAAAAAUGUCGUUUCUUGGACUGCUAUGAUAUCUGGGUACUCACAGAACGCGAAAUACGCGACUUCUCUAAAGUUGUUUCUUGAAAUGGAGAAAGUGAAAGGUAUUCAGCCAAAUGAAGUGACGAUAGCUAGUGCUCUUCCAGCCUGUGCCAAUCUUGGAGCAUUGGAGGUUGGACAAAGGAUUGAAAGCUAUGCACGGGCUCGAGGAUACUUCAAGAAUUUGUUCGUGUGCAAUGCAUUACUGGAAAUGUAUGCCAGAUGUGGUCGGAUCGAUAAGGCUACGGCCAUAUUUGAAGAAAUUGGUGCAAGGAGAAACUUGUGCUCUUGGAAUACUAUGCUCGUGGGUUUGGCUGUCCAUGGAAAAUCUAAUCAAGCUCUUCAGCUAUUCCACCAAAUGCUGGGAGAAGGCACAGCACCAGAUGACGUGACAUUCGUGGGAGCAAUCCUCGCGUGCACCCAUGGAGGGAUGGUGAAGAAGGGCCGAGAGCUCUUCAAAUCAAUGAAGAAUGAUUUCUCCAUAAAUCCCAAACUUGAACACUAUGGAUGCAUGAUUGAUCUUCUUGGCCGUGCUGGAGAACUACGAGAAGCCUACAAUCUUGUACAAUCUAUGCCAAUGAAACCCGAUUCAGUAGUCUGGGGAACCCUGCUAGGGGCAUGCAGUUUGUAUAAUAAUGUUGAACUAGCUGAGAUUGCAGCCGAACAUCUCUACAAGCUAGAGCCGUGGAACCCGGGCAAUUAUGUAAUUUUAUCCAAUAUAUACGCUAAUACUGGCCGGUGGGAUGGAGUUGCUAAGCUAAGGAAGAUGAUGAAGGGUUCUCGAAUCAUAAAGGCAGCCGGGUAUAGCUUCAUUGAAGAAGGAAAUCAAGUGUAUAAGUUCAUUGUAGAUGAUAGAUCACAUCCGAGAUCCGAUGAAAUCUACUGGAUACUAAACGAAGUUUCUUUAAAGAUGAAGCAGCAUCAUGAAGAUGCAACCAUUUUCGAAUGUUUUGGCUGAAAAUUCGUUCUUUAAAUCCAUGAUCUUCUGACAGGUUUUUAAGCAUUUUUAUGUAUGGAAGUGAUAUUUUUCUGUCAAGCAGUGACAUUCUAAACCUGAACCAGAUGUCAUCCU